This is a messenger RNA of Copidosoma floridanum, 1143 nucleotides long. Its product is annotated as odorant receptor 67a-like. Gene Ontology annotation, cellular component: plasma membrane. Gene Ontology annotation, biological process: detection of chemical stimulus involved in sensory perception of smell; sensory perception of smell. Gene Ontology annotation, molecular function: olfactory receptor activity; odorant binding. The record is from RefSeq and is a predicted model, not a curated record. NCBI's taxonomy places the organism in Eukaryota, Metazoa, Arthropoda, Insecta, Hymenoptera, Encyrtidae.
AUGGAGUCCUUGAAAAUCUCCUUUGCAAUACUAUCCAUUUGCGGAAUAUGGAAACCAGUGGGCAUCAACUCGAGCAGCAGUAAAUGGGCCUAUGACGUUUGGCGCCUGCUAUUCAUGCCCCAACCAUACCUAUUUGCUUGUGCACAGUUGGCUCGUAUAGUCCUCGUGGACUUGAGCUUCCAAGAAAUCACGGAGAUUCUCUUUAUUUUCAUCUCGAUCCUAAACAUCUGUUGCAAGUCUGUAAACUACGUUGUUCGGCGUAAGGACAUCAUCAAUUUGACGUCGAUGCUCAGUACCGAUUGUCUACUCCCCAGGGAUAAAGAGGAAAUUGAAAUUUAUCGGCGCUGUCGACAAUUUAUACGAUACGUGACGUUGUCGAGCGUCGUCCUGGUGGAAAUAACCGCCCUGAUGUUCCUGUGCUUGCCGCUGUUCCGAAGCAAGAGGGCCAGCCGCGAGCUGCCCUUCCCGAUCUACGUGCCGUGGUCGGAGAACAAGUUCUGGUCGACUUACGCGGGGGAGUUCCUGGCCAUCAUGACCGUAUCCUCGAUAUCAGCGUCCAGCAACACCCUCAUUUUCGGGCUGCUGCUCGAGGCUCGCAAUCAAUUCGACCUGUUGGCCUACAGGUUCGGCGCAAUGUCCCGGCACGGCAUAAUGCUCGAUUGCGAUGGCGUUGGUGGCUUCGAGGAGAGAACUUUGCUGGUCCAAAAUAUUCGGCAUCACGGGGAUAUUUUCAAAUUCAUCGAUGCCAUAAAAAACACUUUCAGUAUAGCCAUAUCGGGACAGUUCGUCACAAGUUCCCUGGUUAUUUCGAUGAGCGUGUAUCAACUGACCAUGAAUAACUCCUUCAACCUGGGUUUUCUUACAAAUUUGCUUUAUUUGAUGUGCAUGUUGGUGGAAUUUUUUCUUUAUUGUUGGUUCAGCAAUGAAUUGACUCUGAAAAGCGAAAGUUUUGGCAAGUCAAUAUUUAAAACCAAUUGGGUAGCAUUAGAUGUAAAAAACAAAGAUAUCAUUGUAGUAAUGCUUCGUUCGUCAAAACCAGUUGUAAUAACGAGUGGAUUUUUCAUCGUACUGUCAUUAGAAACAUUUAUGAAAGUGCUCAAACUCUCGUAUUCUGCAUUUAGCGUAUUAAGAAGAGGCAAAUAG